ACAAAAAAAGCAGCCCAUGGCUUAAUGUUUGUCAGACAUUUAAUAACAGGGGGGAAAAUCCUAGUCCAGCAUUUAUAUUAAAGAAAACAGCUAAAUCAUAAUCCAGCCUGAAAGAAGCUUUGGAUUUUAGGACAGCAGGAUCCUGAGGUAUCAGAGAGACAACGCCUCAUAUCACUGUCAUUGUUUUACUUGGCCACUAAAUUUGAACUUAAGACCGAUCCUGAUUGAGGAAAUCCGCCAGAGACUGAAUGGUUUACUUGCACGCAUUUUUGAUUACCCUUCGCCGAUGAGCGUGAGAGGCUCUGACACCAGCCCGAGUGGAUCUGAUGAACUUUUGGGAAAAAUCUCUUUUAAACAAAUAUAUCCAACGCAUGGGGAGCCUAUAUUUUCACUCAUUUCCAAAUCCUUUGGAUUAUGUUUUCAAGUGUCUCUUCAAAUUGAAGUUCUAUUUAUUGACUAAAAUCAUCUAAUAACCUGACAGUUGAAAAAUGCUGAGGCCUGAAGCUGUUUCUGUAGCCGUCUGGGUAGCAUGUGGAGUUAUGGGUGUGUUGCUGGCUAAUACUCAGCAAUGUAGCAUUAAAGUUCCCACAGACAUACAAAUCCGCACCGAUUCUAUACAGUUCACACUGAACAGCUCAGAUGUGGAAUGCAGAUUCAGAGUGAAUAUUGCGGAUAUGCCUGAGAACUCGAUAGACUGUGAUCAAGAUCAGGAAAUGACUAAAUGUGAACUUGUGAAUUUGGACCCUGGGACCUGGUACCACCUGAGUAUAAUAUCAAAGAACGAUAGUAAUCAACACAACGUUUCCCUACCAACAAGACCUUCAGUGGUGCAAAGUGUUCAGGUGUUUAGACACGUGGAUAGCCUGAGCGUGUCCUGGAAGCCAGGCCCAGGGAGAGCAGAGCAGUUUCAAAUUCUGCUCAGAGACAGCACGGGUCCGGGCUCUGCCUGGAACGCCACGUUGGACAAUGUUACAACUUCGUACACGAUGAACGGCCUGACUCCUGGUCGCAUGUACAAUAUGAGCAUCGUCACCGAGGCAGCAGGGAUGCAAAACGCUGUGUCUGUGCAGGAACAAACAGUACCGAGCAUGGUCCUUAAUGCACAUAUGGAGAGCAAUGGGAGUCAGACAAGCCUCCAGGUCUCUUGGGAUCAAGCUCCUGGUGAUGUGGACAGUUACCUGGUCCAGCUACUGUCUUCUGAUUCAGCUGUGCAGGAGCAAACUCCGUCCCCAAACACCACACGAGCUCAGUUUGACCAGCUGACACCUGGCAGCUCCUACCAGGCCUUGAUCUACACCAGGAGUGGUGAUCUCAGCAACCAGGUCAAUGUGACUGCUACAACCGCUCCAGGCAAAGUCUCUCAGCUGAAGAUGGAGAAACCUGCUAAGUACGGUGACUUGAAGAUUAGCUGGCUGCCCCCUGUAGGACACUGGGAACACUACAGCGUGAUGCUCUUUAAUGGCAGCGAGACGCUGUUUAACAAAACCCUACAUAAAGCUGCGACAGACUUCAGGUUUUCUCCAUUGAAUCUUCAACCUGGCAGAGUUUAUACAGCAGCAGUGAGUGUAGAGAGCAGGGGGCAGAGCAGUACUGUCUACUGCCGUGCAGAAAUAGGCCCAUCACCUGUGUCGCAGCUACAUAUCCGUCAUGCAGACGAGACGUCCCUCAGUGCCUUAUGGGACCACAGUUUUGGCUCAGGGACUCGUGACGGCUACACCGUGGAGCUUUACAACGCCACCGGUUCCACUGCCAUUCACAUACGAAGGCUGAGCCGGGACAUGAGAGAGUGCACUUUUAACGUGCUGGUGCCUGGCCGUCUGUAUAAAAUUGUCGUCACAACCACCAGUGGAGAUCUCCGCAGUUCUGCUACAGUGACAGGAAGGACAUUGCCUCAUGAAGUGACCACCCUGAGGCUAAACAAUAUGAGAACCACAGACUCUCUCAAUGCCUCCUGGGACAGGCCUCAGGGAGAUCUGGACUCCUAUCAAGUGCUGCUGCUACACAACAAAGAGACUGUGUAUAACCUCACUGUCCCGGCUAACACCACCAUUAUCUACCUCCCGCAUCUCAAUGCUGGAGCAUUCUAUAAGCUGCUGAUUAGCACAGUCAGUGGAGAACAACGAUCCAAGCAGGCUGAGGCCAACUGCCACACAGUGCCAGCAGCUGUGGCUGAAGUGACAGUCACGAACGAAGGACGUCCAGAUUUCCUCAAUGUCUCAUGGAAAGCUGCACCAGGAGAAGUGGACAGUUAUGAGGUCAACCUGAAAGAUCAUGAGCGGAUUGUGUACACGCUCACCGUAACCAAACUGAGCUCUGAAUUCAGCAGUCUUGUGCCUGGACGACUGUAUACCAUCUCCAUUAGCACCUGCACUGGGGUUUACAAAAACACCACUGUGGUCCAAGGAAGAACACAACCGUCUGCAGUGCAGAACCCCAAUGCCAUCCACUUAGCCCAAGAAAAUGCCCUGAAGGUGUACUGGAACCAGGCAGCUGGAGAUUAUGACCAUUACAACAUAGCAAUCCUGUACAACAACACACUCCUUCAGAACCAGAAAGUGGAGAAGAGCCGGCACGAGUGUGUGUUUAGUGAUCUGGUACCUGGUCGACUCUACAUGCUCACUUUGAGCACCUGGAGUGGAGAAUACGAGUCCAAGACUUCCACUGAAGGACGUACAUUUCCCGCUGCAGUACACUCGCUGGCUCUGGCCGAGAAAGGAACCAAUCAUUUGUGUGUGAGCUGGAAGUCUGCACCAGGGGAUGUGGAUCACUACGAGCUCCAAAUCCUCUUCAACGACACAAGAGUUUUCCCAGCCAUGAGACUUAACAACACAGCGCGAGAGCACUGCUUCUCUCCGCUCAACCCCGGCUUUCUCUACAAGAUAGUGGUUUCCACCAUCAGCGGGUUGUACCUACAGGCCCAGCGCAUAGAGGGCCGCACCGCACCCACUCAGGUGAAGAACCUCCAGCUCCUCCCUGGGGCACUCAGUGGCAGUCUCAGGGCUUCCUGGAGCGCUGGUGCAGGAGAUGUGGACUUCUACACGGUCUACCUGCUCCAGAACGUAAAUGUCGAGAUCACCCGACGUGUCCCUAAGCAGGACAACAGGACAGACUUUGAAGAGCUCACCCCCGGGCAGUUGUACACAGUUAGAGUAGAGACAGUGAGUGGAGCAUUGACUAAUGACAGCAGCGUCAGCGGACGUACAGUUCCUUCGCCGGUGAAGAGCCUCCGGGCCGACAGUGAACACACCACACACAGUCUGUCUGUUAGCUGGGAAGCGCCGGUGGGUGUGUACGAUGGCUACAGUGUUCGGCUGUUGGACGAGGACGAAGCCAUGGUAGCCAAUGUUUCAGUGCCUACAGGCAUCACACGUUACCGCUUUGAGGGUUUGGUCCCAGGAAGAUCGUACACUGUGCAUCUUAAGACCUUCAGCAACACUUCUCACAGCAAGGACACUGUAGCAACAGGGAAAACACGCCCAGCAGCUGUGAAAGGUCUCCAUCAGCUUUUCAACAGCACCGCUGAGCUGGCGUUCGGCUGGAAUGCAUCUGAAGGCUGGGUGGAAAAUUACGAUCUCCACCUAUACAACCAGGACAAUAUUCUCCAAGACCACAAGAAACUGGGACCAAAAAACAGAAGCUGCAUUUUCCCUCACCUGCUUCCUGGGACACUUUACAAACUAGUGGUGAUAAGCAGGAGCAGAGGACUGAGCAGUGAGUCUUCUCUGUUCGCGCGCACAGUUCCUGCCCCAGCUCGAGACUUGCAGAUUGAUCAUAACGGCCACACCGACAGUGUGUUGCUGAGCUGGAGACAUUCUCCUGGGAGUCUAGACGGAUAUAUCGUUUCUCUGGAGGGCUCGGAUCAGCCAGAACAGAGACUGGGACCCGAACACACUCGCACAAUCUUCACAAACCUUCUGCCUGGUCGCUUUUACACUGCUGUGGUGCGCAGCUGGAGUGGAGAACUUACAAACACUGUCUCUGUAGUAGGGCGCACAGUUCCUGAGCCACCCACAUCACUGACCAUUAAAGAUGUCGGCCCUGUUGGCACGGUAGAGGUGAUAUGGCACGCUCCUGCUAAUGGGGACUAUGAUGACUUUGAAGUAAAAUGGCUGCCUCAAGAUGUGCUGCAGAUGUCCAAACCAAACGCAAUGCGACGCAUCAUCUCUGGUCUUUACCCUGGCAGGCUGUAUAACAUCAGCCUGUCCACUGUGAGCGGGGGAACACCAGGGCCUGUUACCUACAGCUCAACUAUUUACCACUCCAUCCGCACAGCUCCAGGACCAGUCCAGACCUUCCACUGUCAUCCCAUGAGCUCUAAGUCUCUCUCGUGCUCCUGGAAGCCUCCAGCAUCUGAUUACAGCGCUUACUUUGUGGAAUGCAGGAGGCAAGGCUCCAAAGUGCCUGUGUACAAUUACACACUGAGUGCUAAUACCCAGUUUCAGCACUUCGAAAACUUAGAGCCUUUCAGGAACUACACAAUCUCGGUUACGGUGAUCUCUGGAAACAAGAAAGGUGCAGCCGUCCAGAACAGCACCUUCACCAUGAUCGACCGGCCGCCGGUGCCUCACCCCACAGUGCGCAUCAGUGAGAGAGCAGCCCACAUAACCAAGUCCACCAUUUUCUUCAAGUUCAACUGUAGCUGGUUCAGCGACACCAACGGGGCCAUUCGUUACUUUGCCAUUGUUGUAGCCGAGGCUGACGGUGCGGAGCCUGUGUUGCCAGAACACAGGCAUCCUCUGCCCUCUUACCUGGACUACAAGCACAACAGCUCAGUAUUGGCUUACCAGACCAACUACUUUCAGAGCCUGUGCGGAGAUGAGACGGAUUUGGCCAACCGGGUGUUUGAGAUCAACCUCGGGGCCGAGAUGGACCGUCUGGGAGGAGCUUGUGAGCAAGACAUGGAGCACAAACAGCAGGGGAGCUAUUUCUGUGAUGGACCCUUAAAAUCCAGAACAGCAUAUAGGCUCAGUGUUCGAGCCUUCACUCAGCUCUUUGAUGAUGACAAGAGGGAGAUGUCUCAUCCUUUGUUCAGUGACACAUACCUCUCACUCCCGAUCUGGACACAAGCAGAGCCGCUGGGAGGACUCGUCGAGGGCAUCAGCGCUGGCCUGUUUCUCAUUGGGAUGAUGAUCGUUAUAACUGCCUUACUGAUCUACAGGCAGAGGGUCCGCAAAGUAGCGGUGCAGGAAAGCCCUCUGGUGAGGAUGAAUAUGUGGAAGGAGGUGCCCACCUCAGGGAUGUACACAGGGGUCAGGAGCAACCGCCGCUUAUCCAGCCCCAUCAAAGCAGCUCACUUCGAAGCUCAUCUCAGUAAACUUCAAGCAGACUCCAAUUACCUCCUCUCGGAGGAGUUCGAGGAUCUCAAGGAUGUGGGACGGAAUCAGGCUUUGGAUGCUGCGCGUUUACCCGAGAACCGAUGCAAGAACCGAUACAACAAUAUACUGCCAUAUGACGCGACCCGUGUGAAGCUCUCAUGCUUAGAAGACGACCUGUGCUCUGACUACAUCAACGCCAGCUUCAUCCCCGGCAAUAAUUUCAGGCGAGAGUACAUCGCCACGCAGGGGCCACUCCCAGGCACCAAGGAUGAUUUCUGGCGCAUGGUGUGGGAGCAAAAUGUGCACAACGUCGUCAUGGUGACGCAGUGCGUUGAGAAGGGCAGGGUGAAGUGUGAUCAGUACUGGCCUUUGGACAGGGAGCCGUUGUACUACGGUGACCUCGUGGUCCACAUGCUCUCCGAGUCCGUCCUGGCAGAAUGGACAAUCCGCGAGUUCAAGAUAUUCUGUGAAGGCCAGUUGAGUUAUCCGAGAAUUGUACGUCACUUCCAUUACACGGUGUGGCCGGAUCACGGCGUGCCUGAGACCACCCAGUCGCUCGUUCAGUUCGUGAGAACUGUGAGAGAUUACAUCGACAGGGCGUCAGGCUCGGGCCCUACAGUGGUCCACUGCAGUGCUGGUGUGGGCCGUACAGGCACUUUCAUCGUGCUCGAUCGUGCUUUACAGCAGCUGGACAACCGCAGCACAGUCGAUAUUUAUGGUUGUGUGUUCGACCUGCGGCUGCACCGCUCGCACAUGGUUCAAACCGAGAGCCAGUAUGUGUACCUCCAUCAGUGUGUGCGUGAUGUUCUGAGAGCCAGGAAGCUUCACUGUGAACAGGAGAACCCACUUUACCCCAUUUAUGAAAACUUUAACCCUGGCUACUAUAGAGAUUUUGUGUACACUGGACAUUGAGGACUGCGGACCUCUUGACAAAUCACAGGAGAAGGAAUUGCUUCUCGACAUUAAGUCUAACUUUAAUAACUGGUGCACUUCACUGCAAAAAAUAAUAGCAAGUGAAAAUAUCUUUAAUAUAGGCACAUGCUUUUAGAUGUGUUCACUCAUUUUAAGCUUUGAAUUUUCUUAUUCGAUUGGCAGACAUUUCUGAUACAGUACUUUCUAGAAAUAAAUGCUUAAAAUUAGAAAAAAAAAAAUAUCUGCAAAUAUCUUGAAGCUUGAAAUUGGGAAAAUACAUCUAGAAACAAGUUUAAUAAUCUUACAUUUGUUUUUUUUUGUCAUCUUAAUAACAAAUACUAGAUAGAUUUGACUAUAUUCAAGAUAUUUUACUAAGAUGCCAUUUUUUUUGCAGUGCAAAGGGAUAUAGCAUUUAUUUUUAUACAACCUCUUCAAGACAUAUUUAAAAUGUUAACAUUUGCUGUUUAUGGAUAUUUAUGUAUUUUAUCAAUUUUAUCCUUUUGUUAAUAUAAGCACUGAGUCUUCCUAUAAUUAUUUUUCAUAUUAUUAUCUAUUAUUUUUACAGUCUAAUUGUUUUAUUGGAAAUUGAAUUUGCCUUAAUGCUUUAAUGUGAAGCAGACUGAUCUGAAUUUCACAGUUGAUCUGAUUGGUGAUUGGGAAUCAGUAAAUGACCAAAUUGGGAGAAAAUGGGGUAAAAAUGUUUAAAAAGCAAAAUAGUAAUCUUUCUCAAUAAGGCUACUCAUGUAUAGCCUUAGCCCUGUCCCUAAACAACCACAUAUGAACAGCACUGGUGAGAAAAGCACUGCUUGCUGUCACACUACCUCCAAAAAGGUUAAAGGUCUGUGUGAGUGAGAUUAUGACAGCUGAAUCCAGAAAGCCAUCAAAUCUGCUGUGGAUUUACAGGGAAAGACCCUGAAGCCGUGCGGGUUUCAGACCACGUAACUCCAUCCAGCUUUUCUGUGUGUAUUCUCUCACACACCUUUGCAUAUUGCUAUAUUUUCUUCCAAUCCGUGGAAUUAUAACUAGAAAAAAUGCUUUAAAUGCUAUAAAAUGGCUUCCUCCCAUUUCUCUCACCAACGUUGCAUUUAUCAUGGCACAUUUUAUCAGACAAAAACACGUAUGAGAACUUACUUUGAGCACAGUUUCAUGCAUAUUCAUUAUAUUUUUGUAUAAACACUAUUUAGUUAGCAAGGAAAUUGUGUUCACUCGUGACCUCUAAAAGAGCUGGCUUGAGUUUAUGUUGAUUCGAGUGCUUUUAUUUUUCUGACUCAUCAAAGGCACCAAUACAGAAAACGCAAUGAGUUCAAAUAGACAAGAAGUUUUUGCCCCAAUCUAACAUAUCCCGUCAAACAUCAGCCUAAUCUAACCUGACCCUGAUUUUCUGACAUUGAUUUAGAUCUGUAUGGUAAAGUCUAAGCUCAAGAUGAAAGCACUUAGAUUAAGUGAUUGAUUAGAUUUGAAUAAGUCUAAAUAAGCACUUUUUUCCCUGUGGACCUCAGAACUGUGACAUGAAAUAAUGUGCUCAAAAUCACUGCAUUGCCAAAGAACCAACAUCUUAGCAAGUAAAAAUAUCUUAAAUAUAGUCCGAUC
Ictalurus furcatus (blue catfish) is the source of this 7817-nucleotide messenger RNA. RefSeq names its product protein tyrosine phosphatase receptor type b (gene ptprb). NCBI's taxonomy places the organism in Eukaryota, Metazoa, Chordata, Actinopteri, Siluriformes, Ictaluridae. The coding region runs from base 489 to 6227 and encodes 1912 amino acids. Gene Ontology annotation, molecular function: cadherin binding; protein tyrosine phosphatase activity. Gene Ontology annotation, biological process: protein dephosphorylation; angiogenesis. The transcript has 31 exons. The record is from RefSeq and is a predicted model, not a curated record.